Molecule: messenger RNA, 2831 nt
Organism: Oldenlandia corymbosa var. corymbosa
Lineage: Eukaryota; Viridiplantae; Streptophyta; Magnoliopsida; Gentianales; Rubiaceae
Source: the annotation of a GenBank genome assembly
AUUUUGCCCACCCAUUGAAUAGAAGGAUCCAGAAACCCUAACUAAAACCUGCCUAUAAAACAACUUCCACUCUCAACCUUCUUCUCUAUCUGCCUCCCCUGUUCCCUCUGUCAUAAAACCCUAGCUAUUCCUCUGUUUCUGCAAUUUCAACUUGUGAGAGUUUUAAUCGAAAUCUUCAGUAAUGGCGGAAACAGAGUCGUUUGCAUUCCAGGCCGAGAUCAACCAGUUGUUGAGUCUCAUCAUCAACACCUUCUACAGCAACAAGGAGAUCUUUCUUCGUGAACUCAUCAGCAACGCCUCCGAUGCUCUGGAUAAGAUCCGAUUCGAAGGUUUGACGGAUAAGAGCAAACUCGAUUCCCAGCCGGAUCUCUUCAUCCACCUGAUCCCGGACAAGACCAACAACACGUUGUCCAUUGUCGACAGCGGAAUCGGGAUGACCAAGGCCGAUUUGGUGAACAAUUUGGGAACAAUUGCAAGAUCCGGCACCAAGGAAUUCAUGGAAGCCCUCGCCGCCGGCGCUGACGUCAGCAUGAUUGGGCAAUUCGGUGUUGGGUUCUACUCUGCAUACCUUGUUGCUGACAAAGUAAUUGUUACAACCAAGCACAAUGAUGAUGAGCAAUACGUUUGGGAGUCUCAGGCCGGUGGAUCUUUCACCGUUACCAGAGAUACUUCCGGCGAGGUUCUCGGAAGAGGGACGAAGAUCACUCUUUUCCUGAAGGAGGAUCAGCUGGAGUACCUUGAGGAGAGGCGGCUCAAGGAUUUGGUGAAGAAGCACUCUGAGUUCAUCAGCUAUCCUAUUUCUUUGUGGGUUGAGAAGACAACAGAGAAGGAAAUUUCUGAUGAUGAGGAUGAAGAGGACAAAAAAGAUGAGGAUCAGGAAGGAAAAGUUGAGGAAGUUGAUGAGAAGGGUGAAAAGAAGAAGAAGAAGAUCAAGGAAGUUUCUAAUGAAUGGUCACUGUUGAAUAAGCAGAAGCCAAUCUGGAUGAGGAAGGCAGAGGAAAUCACCAAGGAAGAAUAUGGUGCUUUCUACAAGAGUCUUACUAAUGAUUGGGAAGAACAUUUGGCUGUCAAGCAUUUUUCAGUUGAGGGUCAGCUUGAGUUUAAGGCAAUCCUGUUUGUUCCUAAGAGGGCUCCUUUUGAUCUGUUUGACACUAGGAAGAAGCCUAACAACAUCAAGCUGUAUGUUCGCCGGGUGUUUAUCAUGGACAAUUGUGAAGAAUUGAUGCCUGAUUACUUGAGCUUUGUCAAGGGUAUUGUUGAUUCUGAGGAUCUUCCUUUGAACAUCUCCCGUGAGAUGUUGCAGCAGAACAAGAUCUUGAAGGUGAUCCGCAAGAACUUGGUGAAGAAGUGCAUUGAGCUUUUCUUUGAGAUUGCUGAGAACAAAGAGGAUUACAGCAAGUUCUAUGAGGCAUUCUCCAAGAACCUGAAGCUUGGUAUCCAGGAGGAUUCUACAAACAAAGCCAAGCUUGCUGAGCUUCUCCGGUACCAUUCGACCAAGUCGGGUGAUGAGCAGACUAGCCUGAAGGACUAUGUGACCAGGAUGAAGGAAGGCCAGAAUGAGAUUUACUACAUCACUGGUGAAAGCAAGAAGGCUGUUGAGAACUCUCCAUUCCUUGAGAAAUUGAAGAAGAAGGGAUAUGAAGUUCUCUACAUGGUUGAUGCCAUUGAUGAGUAUGCUGUUGGUCAGCUCAAGGAAUUCGACGGGAAGAAACUGGUUUCUGCUACCAAAGAAGGUCUCAAGCUUGAUGAGACUGAGGAUGAGGCUAAGAAGAAGGAAGCAUUGAAGGAGAAGUUUGAAGGGCUUUGCAAGGUGAUCAAGGAUGUUCUCGGUGACAAGGUCGAAAAAGUGAUUGUCUCGGACCGUGUUGUCGACUCUCCUUGCUGUUUGGUUACUGGUGAAUAUGGCUGGACUGCCAAUAUGGAAAGGAUCAUGAAGGCACAAGCUCUGAAGGAUUCGAGCAUGUCGGGAUACAUGGCGAGCAAGAAGACCAUGGAAAUCAACCCGGAGAAUCCAAUCAUGGAGGAACUGAGGAAGCGUUCUGAUGCUGACAAGAAUGAUAAGUCUGUGAAAGAUUUGGUGCUGCUGCUGUUUGAGACUGCUCUGUUGACCUCUGGUUUCAGCCUUGAGGAGCCCAACACCUUUGGGAACAGGAUUCACAGGAUGCUGAAACUUGGGUUGAGCAUUGAUGAAGCUGAUGAGGGUGAUGAAGACAUGUCUCCUCUGGAGGAAGGUGAUGCUGAUGCUGAGGGCACCAAGAUGGAGGAAGUCGACUAAAUCUGAUGUUUUUCUUGAAGCUUUCUCUUGUGCUUUUAGUUACUUGGCGACUGUUGGGGUUAAUAGUAGCUUUUUUUAAUGCGAAUUCUUCGCUGAUUUUGGAAUUCAAUUUCAAAUGAACAAACCACUGCUCAAAGCUUUCUUUUGAAGAAAGGCCAAAUGGCUACGAAACGUAAAGCAUUGUUAUAAUACAGGGCUGGCUUUUCCAGAUAACUGUAGCUGGAAUCUCCAGUUCCAACUUCACCAACCCAACUACCCAAGGCAAUACAGUGUUGUAAACAACAUGAGUAAUUAAAUGGCUUUCCCCCGACUGAUUAAUGAUGAGCUUUCCGAGAUUUUGGGAGCCAUUGGUUAGCAGAGAAGUGUAAUACUUAGUGAAAUUUUCAGCAGAUGUACUGCCAUUAGCAUAAUCACCUAGAAGUUUUGAGAAUGGGAUUACUCGGGUUGAGGUGACUUCGGCCUCGCAAUGUAAUGUAACAAUGAGAAAAUGGCCUUUCAGUUGAGCCAUAUAAUCAAACAGGAUACAGUGUAACCCAAACUCCAAACAACAAACAAC